UCGAAGCUUGUGGAAUUCAAGUUUCAGAGCCAAGGGCUGAAUCCGCAGAUCCCUGAAUUUCAGGUCUUCUUUAAUGAUCAUACUCUGAAUGAUUUUAACAGGCUCUUCAAAUCCCUCCCGCAGACCAGGCGAUACUACGCUGCGGGCGUGCCGGGUUCUUUCUAUGGUCGUCUAUUUCCUAGUACGUCUAUUCAUUUUUUUCAUUCAACUUUUGCCCUUCAUUGGCUUUCUAGAGUACCAAAAGAGGUGGUGGACAAAAACAGUCCAGCAUGGAACAAAGGACGAAUUCAUUACUCAAACUCCCCUGAUGAAGUUGUAAGGGCUUACGAAGCUCAACAUGCUGAGGACAUGGAGUGCUUUCUGAAUGCCAGGGCACAAGAGAUUGCAGACGGAGGAAUCAUGGUACUCGUCAUUUUAGGCCGGCCCAAUACUGUUCUUCAUUCUGACUCUGUGGUAAAUGUGAGCUUUCAACUUAUAGGGUCUUGCCUCAUGGACAUGGCUAGGAAGGGAGUAGUAAGUAAGUGAAGAUAAAGUAGAUACAUUUAACUUUCCUGUGUAUUACAUGACUCCCCAAGAACUGGAAGCUGCUGUAGAAAGAAAUGAAUAUUUUAGUUUAAAGAAGUUGGAAACAGUACCUCACAUUCCGAUUCCUCCCACUG
This is a messenger RNA of Malus domestica (apple), 659 nucleotides long. The record is from RefSeq and is a predicted model, not a curated record. Lineage: Eukaryota; Viridiplantae; Streptophyta; Magnoliopsida; Rosales; Rosaceae.